GGUCUAGUAUAGUUUGACCGGUCAAGUAAUUUACACCAUCAUUUUUGGCGCCACCCGUGGGACCGUUAAGGUUUCUUCUCUUCUAAACGCAAACCUACCCACAAAAACACCACUCAAAAUGUCUUCCAGCCAGCAAAUCAACGCUACCUCUGCUCAGGUGCAAGCCACCACUGAAGGUACCAGCGCCCCCAUGGUUGCUACCCUGCCAGCCGUUUCAACUCCGGUUUUGCCGUUGGGACUAAGCUCGGUCCCAACACCCAGCAUGGUUAGCCCAUUCACAGCCCCCGUCCCUUCCGCUAGGCCAAGGGUCACGUUCCCACCUAGCAUGACUCAGUUCGUGAACGAUCCAGCCAACCUGCAGGCCAUCCAGGGCUUUGGCCAGGUCAUGGCCAUGUGCCAAGAGAAUGGGGGGAUGCCUUUUCUCCCUGGUAUGUUCCCGUUCGCCCUUCCCGGAGCGGAAACGAUGCCCCUACAAACUCCGAUGGCAGUGACGCCGUUUCAGACGCCGAUUCCGCAGCCAUCACCUUUCCAGCCGCAGCUAGUCAGCGCUGUGGCCCCCAUUAACUUGGCAGGUGCGCUUAACGCCGCAGGGCCGUCGCGUCCCCCGCAAGGUACGAAUCCGCUAAUCACUCCGGAUGGUCACUGCGUCUCAGUUGAAAGCGGAGACGAUGAGUGGGACAUUCCAAGGACCCACAAGAAGAAGAAGGGAAAGACCAUACGCCCUGCAACUUCCCGAAACUCCGCCUUCGAAAGGCUGGGGGAUAGGGAAGAGGGCCAGAGGAAGUCAGCCAAGCUGAGGCUGGGGCAAAGCGUUGCCCGCACCCAACGCUCCCGGUCAAACCGGCAGGAGCCAGCCAGGACGAGGGCCUCUCGCCAGGAGGAGGAGGCAGAAAGCCAACCCAGGGUACCGGUGGCUAACCGGUUAAACAUCCCCAAUGAUCGCGUCCAGCAGAUGGAGGCAAAAUUGGAAAGACUGGAGAAGAAGGUCGGGGAGAAGAAUGACAGGGACAAGCCCCUCGCAGGGUUCCCGUUCACCAAAAGGGUCCAUCUGACACCUUUCCCGCGAAAGGUCAAGAUAGACGCCCCAAGAUUCACCGGGAAGGAAGAUCCAGAAAUUCACCUCGACUCCUUCAAUCAGAGUCCAACCAUGAACGGUUGUACAGACGAAGAAAAGUGCCUCCUUUUCUUCCAAACCCUGCGGAAUCGAGCUACUGAAUGGUUCAAUAAACUUCGCCCGGGAAGUAUUGAUUCAUUCAGUGACUUGGCCUCAAAAUUCAAGGCCAAGUUCCAGGAGAACUGUACUAAGAGGAAGAAAUUCACCUAUCUUAGUACAGCCGGGCAGAGGGAGUCUGAGAACCUCACUUAAUUCCUUACCCGGUGGAAGGAAGAGGUAGAUAAGGUGGAAGAGAUGGAUGACAAAACCGUCUUGUCCCUUCUCUUGAAUGGCUUACGUGCUGGGGAACUAUACAAGGAGUUCUGCCGGAAACCCCCGGCCAUGUAUCAGGAGGCCUACCACACUGCAUGAGAGUUUGCUGAGGCCGAAACUCAACUCCGGGCGAAGAAAGAAGCUGAGCAUGG
Molecule: messenger RNA, 1578 nt
Organism: Cuscuta campestris
Lineage: Eukaryota; Viridiplantae; Streptophyta; Magnoliopsida; Solanales; Convolvulaceae
Source: the annotation of a GenBank genome assembly